AUGUCAAAUUUUCAUGACAGCAGUCUCCUGGUGUCCUUUCCUGAAUUUGGCAGACAGGAUUGCCAGAGGAAAAGCAUUGAUUGGAGGGUGGGGGACAAAAGCACUAGUGUGACCUGGCAAAGGCCCAAGAGAAAAUCUGAAGGGGAUGCUAGAGAUAAAGCCAAGGUGAAGGACAAACCACAGAGAUCUGCAAGGUUAUCUGCUAAACCUGUUCCUCCAAAGCCAGAGUCCAAGCCUAAAAAGGCCCCUGCAAAAAAUAGAGAGAAGGUACCCAAAGGGAAAAAAGGGAAAGCUGAUAUUGGUAAGGAUCGGAAUAACCCUGCAGAAAAUGGAGAUGCCAAAACAGACCAGGCACAGAAAGCUAAAGGUGCUGGAGAUACCAAGUAA
Molecule: messenger RNA, 387 nt
Organism: Kogia breviceps (pygmy sperm whale)
Lineage: Eukaryota; Metazoa; Chordata; Mammalia; Artiodactyla; Physeteridae
Source: RefSeq, a predicted model, not a curated record